AUGACCUAUCAAUUCCUCCCCGAAACAACCUCCCUUCUGACGCCCGACACGGUGCCUAUCUUCCCUCUCGUAUUCACAGCCGUCUGCGUGAUCCCCGCCCUCGUCAUAGGUGUAUCCACUUUAUGGUACGGCACCGAGACCUCGGCGCACUCGUGCUUCAUGACGGGACUCCGGUUCUUCGCCAUCGGCUUCGCGUACAUGAUCAUCGGCGUCUUCUCCGUCCCGAUCUUGGGCCUGCACUAUGUCGACAACUCUAUGACUCGCGAGAGAGAAUUGGUGGAGGAGGAGGACGAGACUGAGGUUCAGGGAUUGGGUUUGGAGAUCGAGAGUGUGGUUGAGAUGGAUGGCGGAAAUGUUACGGCGGGCAUGUGGGAGCGACGAACUUCCGUGGCGCUGAGCGAUGCGAGUCAGCCGGAUCUGGACGAUAUUCAACCCGAUGUCUUCGAUACGGGCGAGGUCAAGAAGAACGAGGAAACGGGCUGGAACGAGGUGUGGUAGAUGGCGUGGGAUGGAAGUGGGAGGACAUGGAGAGUGUCAACUAUUCCAUGUAACCGCUGAAACGACACAGAACGUCGGGGAUCCCAUCGCUCAGCAUCUAAAAAGCACAAGACGACUCUUCCACGUCUGGCUAUUAGCAACACAGCAAGUAACAUUGAACCACACGGGUACGAACGAAACACGACGUUAUGACAUCGGGGUACUCUUCGACAUCGCACAUUGAGGAUAUUCAGCAUUAGUUCUCGAAAGUAUGGUUACAAUUCGUCUUUCGUUUAUCGAUAUCUUCUUAUGGGGGAGGAACUCGCAUAUGGGUGUUUUAUUCCGAGUUUCACGAAACUACUUGCAUCAGUACAAUGAAGAUACCUAGGUAGUUGCUACCAAUAUACGAC
Molecule: messenger RNA, 887 nt
Organism: Annulohypoxylon maeteangense
Lineage: Eukaryota; Fungi; Ascomycota; Sordariomycetes; Xylariales; Hypoxylaceae
Exons: 2
Coding region: 1-498 (165 amino acids)
Source: RefSeq, a predicted model, not a curated record